AGGGGGGGGGGGGGGGGCAGCGCCGCCCGCACGGGGCGGGCCCAGCCCGCCGGGGGGGCCCGGGGGGGAUAAAAGCCGGGGAGGCGGCGGCGGGGCCGGGGGAACCGGGCCAGGAUGAGCGCGGCCCCGGGCACCUCCCGCGCCCCCCAGCCGCUGCUCCGCUUCCCCGACGGGGCGGCCGGGCCGGGCGGCGGGCGGGCGGCGGGGGGAGUGCGCGCCCCGGGGCCGUGCCCCUGCCCGGGGGGGCCACGGAAGCGGCGGCGGACCACCUUCAGCCGGGGGCAGCUGUCGGAGCUGGAGCGGGCCUUCGCCGCCGUGCCCUACCCCGACAUCGCCACCCGGGAGCGCCUGGCCGAGCUCACUCAGCUGCCCGAGGCCAAGAUCCAGGUCUGGUUCCAGAACCGCCGAGCCCGCAGGAUCCGCAGCGCCAAACUGGAGCCGCCACCGCUGCCGCCGCUGCCACCACCCGGGGAGCGGUGUCCCCCCCACCGCACCCCCCGACGGCACCCCCCCCGGGCCCGGCCCCCGCCCUGCCUCCACCCGCAGCCCGCAGCCCCGCUCGCGGCCUCCCCACCUCGCUGGGCUCCAUCUCCGACCUCAUCUACAGCGCGGCCAUCACCAACUUGGGCGAGCCGUAGCCGUGGCAGGGACCCCCGGCACCGGGGACCCCCCCCGGCACCCAGGCCGCCCAGCUUAGCGCCAUGA
Molecule: messenger RNA, 705 nt
Organism: Falco peregrinus (peregrine falcon)
Lineage: Eukaryota; Metazoa; Chordata; Aves; Falconiformes; Falconidae
Gene: SEBOX
Product: SEBOX homeobox
Exons: 2
Coding region: 115-705 (196 amino acids)
Molecular function (GO): DNA binding
Source: RefSeq, a predicted model, not a curated record